AUGGAGCAGGGUUAUGAGAAGCGUCUUUUGGGGUCGCCGUACAAAUCGCCUGUUAAGCCCGUAAGCCCUCUGACAACGCCAUUGAAGGAAAACUACCUCGACCGCUACAUUCCAUCUCGUUCCAACGCUAAGUGGAAAAACCCCUCGUUUGAAGUUUCAAGGUGCCUGUUUCAGUCAUCAUCCUCUCAGUCAUCUGCAAGCGGCGCAGGACAACAAGCAGAUGGAUCAGCUUCGUCUACCUCAGACAAUAGUAAUGUUGGGAUGAACAAUACUGUGGUGGCUUCAUUUCGUGGCAGUCUGUCAAGCCAUAAUGCCAGUGCUUCCCUUCAUCGCACCUAUUCAGAUUCCACUAACAACGACUGCCCCCCACAGUUGGCUAUUGUGUCGGCUCUUGUGCACAAUGAACUUGUUGAAUGUAACGAAACACAAAGCCAAAAUUCAUUAAAUGAUUCGUCUAUCAAUGACACAACAAUUUUAGCGCCCCGAGAAAAUUUUAACAUGUUUUCUUACAAAAUUAGGAAGGAAAGUCCUUGCAAACUGAAGUCAUCUCCAUACACUUUAUCCCCGGUAUCAGAAAAAAGUCAGCGACUUCUUCAAAGCCCUCAGAAGCACCAUCGUCAGAUCCCUCGAAUGCCCUACAAGGUACUUGAUGCCCCAGAUUUACAGGAUGAUUUCUACCUCAACCUUGUUGAUUGGUCCUCUCAAAAUAUGCUUGCAGUUGGAUUAGGGUCUUGCGUUUACUUGUGGAAUGCAUAUACGAGUCAGGUGACUCGUCUUUGUGAUUUUACCGAAGAUACAGACGCGAUCUCCUCAGUGGCUUGGACGAAAAAGGGUACAAACUUAGCCGUAGCGACGUACCGUGGUCGCGUGCACAUUUGGGAUGUUGUCGCCAGUCGAUGCGUUCGUCGUUUGGAGGGCCACGUAGCGCGCGUCGGGGCUCUCGCAUGGAAUGGUGAUCUCCUUGCCUCAGGUUCACGCGAUCGUCAAAUCCUCCUCCGUGAUAUUCGUUCCGGUCCAACCUCAGGCGGCGGACUAACACACAACCCUAAUGCCGGCUGGUCUGGCCUUGAAGCCCAUUUCGAGGCGUCUCCGCCGUCCGCAUCGACUUCGCUAGUCAGCGUUGAUCGUGAAUUGCUAUCCAACUCGGUUCGGGCGUCCAUUUUCGGAAGCGGUGGUGGCAGUAGUGCAGUCGACGGUGGCGGCAGCUCCUCUGCCACACCUAACUACACCGGCGCUAUACCCUCCGACCUGGGAAAUACCUGCCCUGGGAGUGUGCGCGUCCUCAAGGAUCAUCGACAAGAAGUGACUCUUUUUGCCUGCGAAGAAGAUGCGUACUCAGGUGCCAACAAGUGUUUCUAUUUCGUCGCGUUGUUCCCCCUUAAGGUCUGCGGUCUGAAGUGGUCACCGGACAACCAGUACUUGGCCUCCGGCGGCAAUGACAACCGUCUCUUGGUGUGGAGCCAGCAUGUGGCGAAUUUGGCGGGACCCGUACUGGCUUACGAGGAGCACGUGGCCGCGGUAAAGGCCAUCUCUUGGUCGCCCCACCAACACGGCCUCCUCGCCAGUGGCGGGGGCACAGCCGACAGGUGCAUUCGCUUCUGGAACACCCUCUCCGGGCAGCCGCUGCGCUCCAUCGAGACUGAGAGUCAGGUGUGUAAUCUGGCGUGGUCGGCGCACAGCAACGAGUUGGUGAGCACACACGGGUACUCGCAGAACCAGAUUCUGGUGUGGCAGUACCCCUCGCUGCGCCAGUUGGCCAAGCUCACCGGCCACUCCUCGCGCGUCCUCUACCUCGCCGUCUCACCAGAUGGCGAGAACAUCGUCACCGGGGCGGGGGAUGAGACUCUGCGCUUCUGGAAUGUCUUUUGUCGGGCCAAAACGCCCAAGGUACGCGUUUCUACUACCCACCUGUCGUGUGUUAAGUAG
Mesocestoides corti is the source of this 1926-nucleotide messenger RNA. NCBI's taxonomy places the organism in Eukaryota, Metazoa, Platyhelminthes, Cestoda, Cyclophyllidea, Mesocestoididae. The record is from the annotation of a GenBank genome assembly.